This is a messenger RNA of Anolis carolinensis (green anole), 3746 nucleotides long. RefSeq names its product immunoglobulin superfamily member 8 (gene igsf8). The transcript has 7 exons. NCBI's taxonomy places the organism in Eukaryota, Metazoa, Chordata, Lepidosauria, Squamata, Anolidae. Bases 327 to 2186 code for a protein of 619 amino acids. Gene Ontology annotation, cellular component: membrane. The record is from RefSeq and is a predicted model, not a curated record.
GAUGUGAGCAUGCACAGGAAGGGAAGGUGAGGGAGGGUCUUGUCCAGGAGCCCCUCCCUCAGCCCAGGCGUGUCUCCUCCUCCUCCUCCUCUUCUCCACAUCUGGCGGAGGCGUGGCGAGGGAGAAGGCGGGCAAUCCAGCCCAGAAUCCCCCUUCUCGCUGGAACAAGGGGGCUGCCUCGAAGGCCAGGGCGAGGGGAGGCCUUGUUUUGGGUCUGGGGGCAAAGCUUGACCCUGACCCGGCCGCCAAAGAGGACCCAGAGGAGGCGAAGCUGCAGCAGCCACAGCAUCCCUGCGCCCUGCCCACCUUUCUGCUCCUCCUUUGCAAUGGAUGCUCCUUCUCGCAGGACUCCUCCGUGGCCUUUCCACGUCUUUUUCCUUCUCGUUGUGGUGAGUGAUGCCAGGGAGGUCCACCUGCCCCCGGGGCCCUUAUACCGAGUGGAGGGCACCCCUCUUUCCAUCCCUUGCAAUGUCUCGGAGUACGAGGGCCCGACCGUACAGCAAUUCGAGUGGUUCGUCUACCGCCCGGCGGCUCCCGACAUCUCCAUCGGCAUCAUCAGCACCAAAGACCCCAAGUUCCCCUAUGCGGUCUUUGGGGCCCGAGUGCAGUCCGGGAACGUGUCCAUCCACCGGGUGCGAGGGGACGCCGUGGAGCUACGGAUCAAGGAUCUACGCAUGGAGGACUCGGGCGUCUACGAGUGCUAUACCCCAACCACGGACUCCAAGUAUCACGGCACCUAUAGCGCCAAGGUGGAGCUCAGAGUUAUGCCCAACAAGCUCUCGGUAUCUGCAGCAGCUUCUCCCUCGGUCACGAAGUCCCCAUUCCAGGGCCGUGGGGCCGCGGCCAGCGCCCCAUUGCCAGUGACCCUCCUGGAGAGCCAAGACCUGCAGCUCACCUGUGCAGCGGCAAGCGAGACCCAGCAGCACACCCACCUCUCGGUUUCCUUUGGCUUUUCCGCGACUGUGGAUCUCCGGACACAGCAGGAGGUGAUCGGGGUCCGGCGAGAUUUUGCGGUGGUGCCCGGGGAACGUUUCGCUGAACGGCACAGAACCCGAGAGCUGUCUGUGGACAAGGUGGGCGACCGGCAGUACCGCAUGGCACUGGGUUGGCUGAGACCACAAGAUGCCGGCGUGUACCACUGCACGGCCGGAGAGUGGAUCCAAGACCCCGACGGCAGCUGGACACAAAUUGCCGCAAAACAGGUAGCGCUGGCACAAGUCUCCGUCCAAACCAUAGCGAACCGUCUUGCAGUGUCGGCAAGCCCUCCCAGCGUUGGGAUCAGCUCCGGAGAAGCCCUGGAACUCCUUUGCAACACCUCAGGAAUUGAGGCUGCCCUUUUGCCUCAUGUUACCCUCUCGGUCAGCUGGCAUCUGGGCAAGGGACCUGCGGAGGAAGGGCGUCUCGUGGCCCAGCUUGGCGUGGACGGAGCGGUCAUCUUGGGCGAGAGCUAUGCCAACCGCAACGUGGGCAACCGACAUGUGUCUUUACAAAAGUUGGAGUCUCCUGCUGGCUUCUACCAGCUGCGGAUCGAGGCAGCCCAGCCGGGGGAUGUGGGCACGUACCAGUGUGUGGCGCGGGCAUUUGUCCAUUCUCCUACUUCACUGUUACGCGAAGUGGCCAGUGGCAGGUCAGAGGCACUGACGGUGGACAUGAAAUCAGAAGCCGUGGUUCUGGAUGCUACUGCGUGGCUUCUCUUCCCCACUAUCUACCGGGGGGAUAUGGCUGACGUGCGAUGCAACGUCUCGGUGGACUCCAUCCAACCCGUCUCCCUGGCACUCAGCUGGUGGGUAGAGCAGCAUGAAGAGGAGGAGUCGGAGCCGCGUGGCACCAUGCUCGCCGCAGUCAGCCGCGAAGGGGUGGCCGACCUUGGGACCCGGCUCUCCGGCGGUGCCCUGAGCGUGGACAAGGUCGGCCCGCUCAGUCACCGCCUUCGUCUUCAUGGGGUCCAACCUUCGGAUGAAGGGAAGUACCAUUGUGCCGUCACCGCUUGGGUGCGCUACCCUGACCAGAGUUGGUACAAGGCUGGAUCCGUGAAGUCAAACGUCGUCACCGUGUACCCAUAUGCACUGCCCAUGGACACCUUAUUCAUCCCACUGCUGGCUGGCGUCUCCAGUGCCAUCUUCAUGGGGGUCACCAUCCUCGUCACUGUCACCUGCUGCUUCAUGAAGAGGCUCCGAAAGAGGUGAAGGCGGCCAGGGAGGCAAGAGGUUCUUCAUCCAUCUUCAUUGCUUGUCCCGUUCAAUGGUUGUGAUGAUUCGUGGUCCAUUCUCUCUGUGUCGGCAAGCAGCUGGGGCAGGAAACCCCCGUUAUCGUCAUCCGUCCCGCAUUGGUAUCGCUUACUGUGGACUGAACACGUGGUUGCAGCAUUGCACACUUGGCACUCUCUUUCCCAACCGCUCCUGGUACCUUUCAAUUCCAACUCAGAUUGCUUUUUUCCACCAACAUAUUACUCUUUCUUUUCCAAUCGGCAUAUGUGUUCGUAUUCGCAUGUCACAAGGACCACUUCAUCCAACCACUGCUUGGGAUCUGUUCCAAAGAGGAUACUCAUCCUCACAACUUUUUGUCUUGACCUUCUGUUUACUGAAACUAUGGCCAAACCGCAACACAUCCCAACCUCUCAUCUGAUUUUGGGGGUGGGAAAGAGAUGAAAGCCUUGAAUGAGAGGCCGCUGGGAAGCUGCCUACAAAAACGCUGGUAUUCGCUGCUGCCUUGACAGCAAGGAUCGGACUUCAAAUGGAGACGUCUUCCCAGGUUCCUUUGCUGAAGGUAUCCAGGCUCAGCUUCCAGUGGCAUCCUUGGGAUGGGCAAUGGAGAAGAAUCCUGACUGAACAUCUUCUGGUCAGAGCUGUCCCUAGGUAAUUUUCAAGAGUAGGCGAGCCAAAUUUUGGUAUAUCAGGGCCUCAGGAUACAAAGCAUAUUUACACAGUUCCAAGAGUAGGAGUGGGAUGGAUGGUAACAGGAGCCAGAAAGAUGUGAAUCAAGACCCUUACCUUAAAUUUUCAAAGAACUGCAUAAGGUGAUACUGAUCUUCUGGAUCUUUACUGUGGUCAGUUAGAGUUGAUGUGUAAAAGCCACGGAAGGCGGGCCAGGCCGGCCGGAAAAUGGCGCCACAGACAAGUGCCUAGUUGGCCUGGCGGUUGAACCGCCUCUGCUUCCGGUCUAAGUUGACAACGCCAGGGUAAAAUACAAGGGUGUUUUCCCACAUUGUCCAACUUGGAGAUCCAAAGUAUCCUCUCGGAGUUGUGUCUGACGGAUACUCCUAAUCCAUAAGUUAGUGCACUGCCCACUGUUCUUGCUCACCAGCAAGGUUGUUCUGUAAGCCUCAGCCACCUCCGGAAUGGGAUUCCUUUUCAUUGAAGGACAAAAUGAAUGCAUGUCUCUGGGAAAACAAAUUGGGAGGAAUCGUCAAAGCCAUGGGGUGGGGAAGAGGGGAGGGAGGGAGGGGACCUUCUUUGGUGCCAAAUGAACUGGUGGGAGGGACCACACUUUGACUUUGUUUUGUUGGAGCAUCUGCUUGCUAGAAGGAAACCUUAGGGCUCAGCACAAAAGUCGUAACAACCAGAUUUGGCACCGACCAAGGCUGUUUUUUCCCUAGGUGAGGAAAUGGACAGGUCUGCACAGAACAGAACCUCGACCAGAAUGGUUCAUAUAUAUUUUUGUACAUGCUUGCUGAAUGCUAACGGAGUUGAAUUUGGAAUGGUAUGGAUACCCUAAAUAUUAAAAUCCUGCCACGAGGCACCACAAUC